This is a messenger RNA of Branchiostoma floridae (Florida lancelet), 1074 nucleotides long. RefSeq lists its product as uncharacterized. The record is from RefSeq and is a predicted model, not a curated record. Bases 34 to 741 code for a protein of 235 amino acids. The transcript has 6 exons. NCBI's taxonomy places the organism in Eukaryota, Metazoa, Chordata, Leptocardii, Amphioxiformes, Branchiostomatidae.
AAACAACUUUGACCGUUGCCUCGCACCAAGAAGAUGGCCGGACAUGAAGGAUGGACGCCGUUCGGACUGAACGAGUGUACAGCUGGUACGUGGCGGGGUUUCCGGUACGUCAAGGACAACGACCCCGCGGUCACCUUGCUGUUCGACAAGAACGGCUACAUCGCCGGGUUACAGAUGGGGGUGCUAAAGAGUGAGUUACCCUCCAACGGCAGCAUCCCGCCCGAACAGAUCACUCCGCCAUGGAUAGAGGACACGGACAAGGACAUGUGGCUGCUCACCGCUUAUUUCAUCCCCCCAGACGACAUUUGCAGUGACGGUCGCACAGAGGCUGAGUACCAGGAGGAAGGCACGGGGACUGACCUGUACAUCCAGACCGGCCCUGACCCCACCUCGGACAUCAUGGCCAUCCCCCUCCAACAGGCAGACCUGGAGGGCUCCGAAUGGACCGAGGGCAAGUGUGUCUGGGGCAUGGGUAAACACUACUGGUGGAACCUGCGUGUCGACAUGGACUGCCAUGAGUUCUACCCAGUCUUCGUCAUGUACAAUGGCGGGAAGCUGGACACUUUCGGCUGGAACAUAGGGACCUACCUGAACAGUCCACGUUACGAGCACCCAGGCAUCGAUAGGGUCAAAUAUCCUCUUGAUCCAGUGCCGACCUGUCUGGAUGACCAUUUUCAGACCCCGUCCAGAAUCCACGUAUACCUGACCAGCGGAUACCCACCCUUUACCAACCACUGCUAGAAACACCACCUACUUCAGGGCACGCUCUGACGUACACCAGCUUCCAACUAUGGGAAAAUGCUGAAUAAUAGAAUAACACAUAGAAUCCAGGAUACUUUUUGCUGACAAUACGAUCAGCUACUGUGAUGAUGAUUAUACACUCUAUGAUAAUGAUGAGACAGGUUGUUCAGAUCCUGUUCCACCUUGCAGUGUACUAGUACCUUAAUCACUCCAAGCUAUGACGUUGUAUCAAUUUGCAUAUUAUAUCAUGCCUAUUCUGGGUGCUCACUCAAUGGUAUCCUUAAUUGUUCUGUUGUACCAAUACUUACAAAUAUUGAAAGAUCUCUUCUCGAA